Messenger RNA from Cladophialophora immunda, 1756 nucleotides. RefSeq names its product phosphatidylserine decarboxylase. The transcript is spliced from 2 exons. Lineage: Eukaryota; Fungi; Ascomycota; Eurotiomycetes; Chaetothyriales; Herpotrichiellaceae. Gene Ontology annotation, molecular function: phosphatidylserine decarboxylase activity. Gene Ontology annotation, cellular component: mitochondrion. The record is from RefSeq and is a predicted model, not a curated record. Gene Ontology annotation, biological process: phosphatidylethanolamine biosynthetic process. The coding region runs from base 137 to 1450 and encodes 437 amino acids.
AAGCCCGGACCUCAAAACUCCGCGGUAUCACUUACAAGCAGUUUGUCCUUAAACCCUCUCCUCGAAAUUCUGCUAUUGGGAGAGGUAGAAGUAGUUUCUCAUCCGCGAGGCAUUGUCACUGCUCCGAACGUGCGCCAUGAAGAACAAUCGACAUCACAGACAGAAGCGAGUGGGCGACUGGCUGCCCGAUCAUGAAAUCCACCGCGAAUGGCUCGGCGGCGUCAUCAAACAUGUCGACCAGAACCCCAAGGACCUCCACCCGGUCCUGGUCGAGUUCAAGGAGCUGAUCGAAAACAACACACGAGUGUACAUGCUGUUUGAGUCCAUGUUCGAGCAAGUCCCCAACAAGGAGCCUUACAACAAUGACCCGCGCGGCCAGGGCCACCCUGAAGUCCGCGACUACAACCACAUGCUUCGCGUCAUCAACCAUAUAUUGACCACACCGCCGUCGUGGUCCGAGAGCUCCGCUCGCGUGGGCCUGGUCGGUCUUCCAUUCAACGCCCUCUUCGACUGGCCCAUGGGCACAGCUUCGGGAUAUGCGGCGUUUCUCGAUCCGGAUGUGAACAAGAUGUUGAAGAAGGUGCUCAACGCCUGGGGGGAUUAUCUUCGCUCCCCGGAAUCAGCCAAGGUGUUGGAGAAAGACGCCGAAGGAAGCUGGUUCGGUCGACAUGGCCAGCAGGAGCUCACCACGACGGCCAAUUUAGGCAAAACAGAUUACAAGUUCGAGGAGUUGUUCCAGUGCGAUCCAUCAGCGCCUCACAUGGGCUACAAGUCAUGGGAUGACUUCUUCACCCGGCUAUUCAAGGAAGGGGCUCGACCCGUGGCCAGUCCGGAGGACGACAACGUGAUUGCGAACGCGUGCGAGUCCAAGACAUUCAAGGUGGCGCGGCACGUCAAGGCCCGAGACCAUUUCUGGCUGAAGGGACAGCCAUAUUCGGUCAUCGACAUGCUGGCGCAGGAUCCCUGGGCAGAACAGUUUGUGGGGGGCAUCGUGUACCAGGCUUUUCUCAGCGCCUUGAGCUAUCAUCGCUGGCACGCGCCCGUCUCUGGCACAUUGGUCAAGGCAUACGUGGUGGACGGGACGUACUACUCCGAACCGCUGUUUGACGACUUCACAGUCGACCAGGGAGCGGACCCCGUGGGAGAGGUGACCAGCCAGGGAUAUCUGACGGCCACGGCCACGAGGGCAAUCAUGUUCAUUGAAGCGGACAAUCCAGCCAUUGGGCUCAUGGCGUUUAUAGGGGUGGGCAUGUGCGAAGUGUCGACCUGCGAGAUGACGGUCAAGGAAGGGCAGCACGUCAAGAAGGGCGAUGAGAUUGGCAUGUUCCAUUUCGGAGGAUCGACGCAUUGCUUGAUGUUCAGGAAGGGGGUCGACCUUGAGGGGUUUCCGGAGCCACAUCCCGAGCAAAACAUUCCAGUGCGCAGUGAGCUGGCGAGGGUGAAAGUGUAGUUGCUGUGCGGGAGGUUUGACAGAGACUGGCAGGACGCGGGCGCAGGCGGCGCGAGAUCACGUGCCGGCACCACCACAAGCAGGGACUUUAGCAGAGUAUUAAUUAUGUCAUAGGAUGUGGUUUGCCGGUUGCUGCUUUUCUUGCUUCCUUUUUGGGCGUCUAGUCAAUGCGCGGUUUUCGACGUCACUGGGCGCCGGAGGCAGUUAGUUGUCGUGCGUCAUCGAUGCAACUCCGGCCGUGCAUUCCGGCUCAACGAAUACCGUUGGUGCAGAUGGUGCCGGCUGCUUUAUGGCUGCCAGAUUGCU